Messenger RNA from Ceratotherium simum simum (southern white rhinoceros), 1406 nucleotides. Lineage: Eukaryota; Metazoa; Chordata; Mammalia; Perissodactyla; Rhinocerotidae. The record is from RefSeq and is a predicted model, not a curated record.
UGGUCGUAUGCCCAUCUUCAGCCUUACUAGAUAUUGCCAAAUUGUUUUCCAGAGUAGUUGUUGUUUAAUAGUUUUGAUUUUUUUUCUUUCAGUGCCUGAAGACCUCUCAUUAGAAGAGAGAGAAGAACUUUUAGACAUUCGUCGAAGAAAAAAGGAACUUAUUGAUGACAUUGAGAGACUGAAAUAUGAAAUAGCUGAAGUGAUGACAGAGAUUGACAACCUAACAUCUGUAGAGGAGAGCAAAACGACUCAGCGGAACAAGCAGAUAGCUAUGGGAAGGAAGAAAUUCAAUAUGGAUCCCAAAAAGGGAAUUCAGUUUCUAAUAGAAAAUGACCUGCUGCAGAGUUCCCCAGAAGACGUGGCCCAGUUCCUGUAUAAAGGAGAAGGCCUAAAUAAGACUGUCAUCGGGGACUAUCUGGGUGAGAGGGACGAAUUUAAUAUUAAAGUUCUUCAGGCUUUCGUUGAGCUCCAUGAGUUUGCAGACCUCAACCUUGUACAGGCCUUGAGGCAGUUCUUGUGGAGCUUCAGACUUCCCGGGGAGGCUCAGAAAAUUGACCGCAUGAUGGAGGCGUUCGCAUCACGCUACUGCCUGUGUAACCCCGGCGUCUUCCAGUCCACAGACACGUGCUACGUGCUGUCGUUCGCCAUCAUCAUGCUCAACACCAGCCUCCAUAACCACAACGUGCGGGACAAGCCCACGGCCGAGCGGUUCAUCACCAUGAACAGGGGCAUCAAUGAGGGAGGGGACCUCCCAGAGGAGCUGCUGAGGAACUUGUACGAGAGCAUCAAGAACGAGCCAUUUAAGAUCCCGGAGGACGACGGCAAUGACCUGACGCACACCUUCUUCAACCCCGACCGCGAGGGCUGGCUCCUGAAGCUGGGGGGGCGCGUGAAGACCUGGAAGCGGCGGUGGUUCAUCCUGACCGACAACUGCCUGUACUACUUCGAGUACACCACGGACAAGGAGCCCAGGGGCAUCAUCCCGCUGGAGAACCUCAGCAUCAGGGAGGUCGAGGACCCCCGGAAACCCAACUGCUUCGAGCUUUAUAACCCCAGCCACAAAGGGCAGGUCAUCAAAGCCUGUAAGACGGAGGCUGACGGCCGGGUGGUGGAGGGCAACCACGUGGUGUACCGCAUCUCCGCGCCGAGCCCCGAGGAGAAGGAGGAGUGGAUGAAGUCCAUCAGAGCGAGCAUCAGUAGGGAUCCUUUCUAUGACAUGUUGGCCACACGGAAAAGGAGGAUUGCCAAUAAAAAAUAGAGCUUUCCUGGCCUGAACAGGUAAAAGAAAGAACCAAAAUCCCACAGCAGAGAGGGACUGGGCCCUCCCCGGGACGCCCUGGACCCCGUGGGCGUCUCGGGAGGCAGUGCUCGCGGCUUCACGGGGGCCACUGCUCUGGGGUCGCCCC